Messenger RNA from Pyrus x bretschneideri (Chinese white pear), 4078 nucleotides. RefSeq names its product nuclear exosome regulator NRDE2. Bases 384 to 3881 code for a protein of 1165 amino acids. Gene Ontology annotation, molecular function: protein binding. Gene Ontology annotation, biological process: RNA processing; negative regulation of RNA catabolic process; regulatory ncRNA-mediated post-transcriptional gene silencing. Gene Ontology annotation, cellular component: catalytic step 2 spliceosome. The transcript is spliced from 10 exons. The record is from RefSeq and is a predicted model, not a curated record. Lineage: Eukaryota; Viridiplantae; Streptophyta; Magnoliopsida; Rosales; Rosaceae.
CUCUACAGUUUGCCUUCAAUUAGCUCGAACUACCAGUCCAUCAAACGAGUAGAAUGAACGUGUAACAUAUAGAUGUAGGGCCUGAGUUAUCAUGAUUAAAAGCGCUUUGGACAACGUUAUACAAUGGAGAAGCAUCUUCUUGCGUUUUUAAGUACUUUUUUCAAAAGCAAUUGGAUUAUGGUCGGGUUGGGCUUCUGUUAUUACUGGUCAGUAGAUUGGGCUUGAGUUAAAUAUGUGCGGAUGGAGAAAAUUGAACAUGGGCCGGAUCAGAAAAGUCGGCCCGAAUUGCAGUGGAAUGAGGGGGAGGAGAAUCUAGAAGACGCCGUGGCCCUCCACCUCAGAUUGGAUUUUGCCAAUUUGCAUAUUUUCGUUCGUCGAGAAAAAUGGAGGACGACGGACAACCGUCGGAUGGAGAAGCAGCAGCAUCCGCAGCGGCAAAAACGUCACUCUUCCCCGUCGUACCCGCCUCUCAGCAAAUCACGAGCGUCCCGCAGUGGCUUUCUAAUACCAGCUUCACCACCCAACUCUCCGCCAUAAACGACGCCGUCGCCGCACACUUCAAACCCGAGCCUCCGCCGUCACCGCCCGCGCCGCAAGAACAUGAACAGGGGGAUGUGCGGUCACAAGCGCAGCCGUACGAGAUGCUGGAGUCUUCUUCUGGAUCCGAUAGGAGCGACGAGAGAGAGAGGACGAAGAAGAAGAAGAAGAGUAAAAGGAGGAAGAAGAGGAGGAGAGAGAGAUCCGUCGAGAGAGGAAGCGGAGCGUUCGCCGAUUAUGGGUCGAGGAAGUCCGGUGUUCGGGUUUGGGCCGACUCCGAGACUAAACCUUCCAAAGAUUAUUACCUCGAUUCUCAUGGGGACCGUGACAAUUUGGCCUUUGGAAGUUUGUACAGAAUGGACAUUGCUCGCUACAAACCUUAUGGUCUUGCUGAGCUAUCCAGGUCUGAUUUUCGAGGUUUGUCCCGGUGGAACAAGACAGGUUCGACAUUGGAUAGAGAUGCUGAUGUUGAAGCAUUGGAUGGGAAACUAAAAUCUGCUGGUCGAUAUUGGUCUGCAAAGUACAUGGCUUUGGAACGGCAUAAGAACCUAAAGCGUGCUCGUAUACUUGUCCCCAGAGACCUUGAUGCUACAGUUUCCGGAGAUUUUAUUCCUUUAACAGAUGCUCAAACAUCUGAUGAUGAAUGUGUUGAUGGUGAUGAUCCACUCUCGAGAACUUCAGUGGUUGAAGAGUCUUGGGAAGAUGAAGUGCUACGCAAAACACGUGAGUUUAACAAACUGACGAGGGAGCACCCCCAUGACGAAAAGGUUUGGUUGGAUUUUGCAGAGUUCCAAGACAGGGUUGCUGAUAUGCAACCCCAGAAAGGUGCUCGCUUGCAGAUUCUGGAAAAAAAGAUUAGCAUACUGGAGAAGGCAGCAGAGCUUAACCCAGAUAAUGAAGAACUGUUGCUUCCUCUUCUAAAGGCUUAUCAAAGGAGGGACAACUCUGAUGUAUUAAUUAGUAGAUGGGAAAAGAUACUUAUACAACAUUCAGGAAGUUACAGGUUGUGGAGAGAAUUUUUGCGCGUCAUUCAAGGGGAGUUCUCCAGGUUCAAGGUUUCAGACAUGAGAAAAAUGUACACACAUGCAAUCCAGGCUCUAGCUUCUGCUUGCAGAAAGCACAUUAGGCAGGUUUGCCAAGCAGAAAACCAUCCUCCAGAUGCUGCUACAGUUCAACUAGAACUUGGUCUGGUUGAUAUAUUUCUCAGUUUUUGUAGGUUUGAAUGGCAGGCUGGCUAUCAAGAGUUGGCCACUGCUCUAUUUCAGGCUGAAAUUGAAUUCAGUUUGUUUUGUCCAUCUUUACUCCUCACCGAACAGAGUAAACAGAUACUGUUCGAGCACUUUUGGAACAGUGAUGGUGCAAGAGUUGGAGAAGAAGGUGCUCUUGGUUGGUCUACAUGGUUGGAGAAAGAGGAAGAGAAUAGGCAAAGGGUUAUCAGAGAGGAGACUGCACAUGAUGAUGAAGGUGGCUGGACAGGUUGGUCAGAACCACUCGCACAAAAUAAGGAAAAUAGUAUAGAGACCGAAAAGGAGUCCGAAAGUAAUGUAGUGGUUGAGGAGUUUCAAGAGGAACUUGAGGAUGAAGAUGUCAAGCAAGAAGAAGAUACUGAAACUUUGCUAAAGAUGCUAGGGAUUGAUGUUGAUGUUGGUGCUAGUGGUGAGAUUAAAGACAGUUCAACCUGGAUUAAAUGGUCAGAAGAAGAGUUAUCAAGAGAUUGCGUUCAAUGGAUGCCUGUUCGUACAAGAGCUGCUGUCUCUCAUAAUGUUGGUACACCUGAUGGAGAAACAGAUGAUCACCUUUCGAGAGUCAUAAUGUAUGAAGAUGUCAACGAAUACCUGUUUUCUUUGAGCUCAUCUGAGGCCCGUUUAUCUCUAGUGUUACAAUUCGUUGAUUUCUUUGGCGGGAAAAGCUCUCAAUGGAUAUCUACAAACAGCUCCACUUGGGCCGAGAAGGUCCUUAGCUUGGAGGCAUUGCCAGAUUCGAUAUUACAAACUUUGAGAAAGGUUCAUGAUUUUUUAAUCAAAACACAAGGCAGUUCAAGUAAUUUCAGCUUGGAAUCUCUCUUGGGUACCACCAAUGACAUCUACAGAAGAACAGACAUGAUGAAAUUUCUUCGUAAUGCUACCUUGCUCUGUUUAUCUGCUUUUCCACGUCAUUUUGUCCUAGAAGACGCUGCUUUAGUUGCUGAAGAGCUAUCUGCUUUGAAUUUAAAUCCUUCCAGCCGUUCAGUUACCCCAUGCCGAGCUCUGGCAAAGUUCCUCUUAAAGAGUGACCGUCAGGAUGUGUUGCUAUGUGGAGUUUAUGCAAGAAGGGAGGCUUUUCAUGGGAAUAUUGAUCAUGCAAGAAGAGUAUUUGACAUGGCAUUGUCAUCUAUUGAAGGGCUUCCUUUGGAAUUACGGUCAAAUGCUUCUCUUCUAUAUUUCUGGUAUGCUGAGACAGAGCUUGCUAAUGAGCAUGGCAAUGGGUGUGAAUCAUCACUACGUGCAAUGCAUAUUUUAUUUUGCUUAGGAAGUGGUUCUACGUAUAGUCCGUAUAAAUCUCACCCAUCAAAUUUGCAAUUACUGAGAGCACGCCAAGGUUUCAAAGAAAAAAUAAGAACAGUACAAAUGGCAUUGAUGCGAGGUGUUAUAGAUGAUCAAUCUGUUGCUCUCAUAUGUUCUGCUGCUUUAUUUGAAGAGUUAACCUCUGGAUGGGCUGCGGGUAUUGAAGUUCUAGAUCAGGCUUUUGCAUUGGUGCUUCCAGAGAGAAAGAGCCGUAGUUAUCAACUUGAAUUUAUGUUCAGCUUUUAUAUGAAGAUGCUUUGGAAACAUCAUGGUCAGUCAAGUCUAUCAAAAUGCUGGGAGUCAAUAUUGCAGGGGCUUCAAAUAUAUCCAUGCAGCCCUGAACUAUUUAGUGAUUUCAUCAAAGUUGGCCAUCUUUAUACGACACCUAAUAAACUGCGGUGGGUGUUUGACGACCACUGUCACAAGAAACCUUCUGUGGUCGUCUGGCUUUUUGCAUUGUCAUUUGAAUUGAGUAAAGGAGGAUCGGAGCAUAGGAUCCGUGGAUUAUUUGAGAGGGCAUUGGGAGAUGAUAGGUUUCAUAACUCAGUUGUUCUUUGGCGAUGCUACAUUGCAUAUGAGAUGAACAUGGCAAAAAAUCCUUCAGCAGCUAGGAGAAACUUCUUCCGGGGUAUCCAUGCCUGCCCAUGGUCAAAAAAGCUAUGGCUUGAUGGUUUUAUGAAAUUGAAUUCCAUCUUAUCUGCAAAAGAGCUGUCGGAUCUCCAAGAAGUCAUGCGGGAUAAGGAACUGAAUCUGAGGACGGACAUUUACGAAAUUCUUUUGCAAGAUGAGUUUGUAUCGUAACAACUUGUGUCUGGAUGCGUGCCAGAAAUGGUAUACUUGAUCAAAACGACUUGGAAGACAAGUGUUACAAUGUUUGUUCGGAGGUUGUUGAAAACACAACCACAACCAUUUUAAUGAUGUAUAACAGAGAAUUUUAGAUAUUUGUGUGUACAACACCCACAUCUUGGUCAAUGAAUCUUUUUUGUACAGACUGUCAA